This is a messenger RNA of Hypanus sabinus (Atlantic stingray), 3863 nucleotides long. Its product is annotated as suppressor of SWI4 1 homolog. The coding region runs from base 120 to 2756 and encodes 878 amino acids. Gene Ontology annotation, cellular component: preribosome, large subunit precursor; plasma membrane. The record is from RefSeq and is a predicted model, not a curated record. NCBI's taxonomy places the organism in Eukaryota, Metazoa, Chordata, Chondrichthyes, Myliobatiformes, Dasyatidae. Gene Ontology annotation, biological process: G protein-coupled receptor signaling pathway; neuronal signal transduction; ribosomal large subunit assembly. The transcript is spliced from 14 exons. Gene Ontology annotation, molecular function: neurotransmitter receptor activity; G protein-coupled ATP receptor activity; rRNA binding.
CCGGAGCGCUGAGGGGGUGCGCUGGUGGACACGUGGUUUGCUAAUGGCGCUGCCCAGCAGCCGCGUGUGAGAAAGGGACAGACCAGAGUUUCGGGACCGGGAGAAACCGGAGUCACAAGAUGGGGAAGCACAGCCGGACUAGGAACCAGAAGAAAGCUCGGGCAAAUGCAAUUCACCUUGCACAGGAGGAGUAUGCCAGCGUCCCUCAUUCCUUCGUGUUCAACCGGGGCCAGGUUGGACAUAAUGUGCUGCAGUUGAUCAGAGAUAUGAGGCGGCUGAUGGAGCCUUACACUGCCCGUUCGCUGACGGUACGGAAGAAGAAUUUGCUGAAGGAUUUUGUCUCAGUGGCUGGACCGCUUGGGGUGUCGCACUUCUUAAUUUUUACAAAAUCACCAGCAAGUGUAAACCUGAAACUGGCUCGUUUGCCACGAGGCCCCACGCUGACAUUCAGAGUUUGCCAGUACUCUUUGGUGAAGGAUAUUGUGUCGUCACUGAAGAGGCACCGGAUGCAUGAGAGCCAGUUUACCCACCACCCUCUGCUGGUGCUGAACAACUUUGGAAGGGAUGGCAUGCACAUCAAACUCAUAGCCACCAUGUUCCAGAACCUAUUCCCAGCAAUAAAUGUCUACAAGGUUGGCCUAAAUACCAUCAAGCGCUGUGUCCUGAUAAACUAUGACCCCACCACACACCUAAUUGAAGUCCGGCACUACUCCAUCAAGGUGGUUCCUGUUGGGAUGAGCAGGGGUAUAAAGAAGCUACUGCAGGAAAAGUUCCCCAACAUGAGCAAGUUUGAAGACAUCAGCGAUCUGCUGGUGAAAGGAGCCAAUCUGUCGGAAAGCGAGGCGGAGCAGGAUGGGGAGCACAACAUAACCGAGUUACCACAGCCUUACGCAGGCCGCGGGAACAUCAAGGCUCAGCAGAGUGCCAUUCGGCUCACAGAGAUUGGUCCCCGCUUAACCCUGGAGUUGGUGAAGAUUGAGGAGGGAAUGUGUGGUGGAGAAGUGAUGUACCAUUCAUUUGUUGAAAAGUCAGAGGAGGAAAUCCAGCAGCUGCUUGAGCAGAAAGAGAAGCGACAGAAACUAAAGGAGGAGAGAAAGAAAAAGCAAGAGGAAAAUAUUCGGCGCAAGAAGAAGGAGCGGGAACUGCACAAGAAAAAGAGUUUGGAAGGAAUUAGGAGGAACAAGGCUGAAGGAGACAGUGAGGUUGAAGACCCAGGCACAGGGGAGAACCAGGGUCAAAGUGACAAGUCUGAGGACGAAUCGGACCGGGAGCAUUACAGACAAGAAGUUGGAGUUGAACCAGAUGAAGAUCUGUUCCCAGGAGCUUCGAGCAGGAAAAGGAAGAGAGACGGGUCGUCUCAGUCAUUCAGGAAAGUCAAGAGGUCAAAGGGCCCAGGAAAAGUUCCCAGCAAGCAGCACACUAAGCCAGAGCCUGGAGGAAACAGCAGAAGGAAGAAUUUUCAGGGGAGGAAAUCUCGGCUUCUGGGCACUAUGCUGGGUAAAUCCAGAUUCAAGAGUAAAAUCACACUCAAGGGCAAAAGUCGUCAACAUACUGGCUGGAAGGCCAAAAGUCAUCACGGAAGUUCAAAGGCCAAAGGUCAACAUCCAGGCUCCAAGACCAAGGGUCAACGUCCAGGCUUCAAGACCAAGGGUCAACGUCCAGGCUCCAAGGUCAAGGUUCAACGUCCAGAUUCCAAAGGCAAAGGUUACUCUCAUAAAAAGUCCAAAAUAAAGUACCUGGAUCUGAGCCUGGCCUCUGAUGCAGCAUAUGUGGAGAUACAUUCAUUUCCUCUGAGCGCUCCAGCUUCCUCCCAACCCCAAAGACCCACUGGACAGAAGAACGGGUUCAACACUUCCUACGCCGACAUCCAGAGGUCGAUUUUGCCUCCGCUCUUUGGGGUGGAGUUUGUCGUGGCCUUCAUCGGGAAUUCCCUGGCGAUCAUCCUGUUCCUGAGACAGAGGAGGGCAUGGCAUUCGGGCAUCAUCUAUGCCUUCUGUCUGGCCGUGAACGACCUGCUCUACGUCAUCACUCUGCCCAUGCUGGUCGUGUACUACUCCAUGGGCAAGCACUGGGUGUUCGGGGUGGCCCUGUGCAAAAUCGAGCGAUUCCUCUUCACCUGCAACCUGUGCGGGAGCGCCCUGUUCAUCACCUGCAUCAGCCUCAACCGCUACAUGGCCAUCGUGCACCCCAUGUUCACCCAUAACCACCUGGAGCUAAAGCACGCCAAGAUCGUGAGCCUGGUGGUCUGGCUCAUGGCCUGCACCAUAACCUCACCCAUGCUUGUGUACUCCAAGGUGAAGGUGAAGGGGAACAAUUCCGAGUGCCUGGGCUCUGCCAGCGAUGAGGAUUUGCAGAGUUACUUCCCCUACAGCCUGUCCCUGGCGGUGCUGGGCUGCCUCAUCCCCUUCCUCGUCACCUUCGCCUCCUACCUCUCCAUCUUCAAGGUGGUGCUUCACAUUCAGAGCAUAGACAACCUGGAGCGCAGGAAGGUGGGCCUGCUGGUCUGCACCGUCGUCGUGCUCUACGCCAUAAGUUUCAUCCCUUACGUGGUCUUGCGCAAUGUCAACCUUUACCGACGGCUGCAUGUUCUGGACCCGCACGGCCCCAGCCCCAUCUACAAGGCCUACCAGCUGAGCAAGGGCCUGGUCUCCCUCAACAGCUGCAUCCACCCGCUGCUGUACGCCUCCCAGAUGGACAGUCUGAGGGAGAUGUGCAUGGGCUGCGGUAGACAGAGAGUCAACACGCAGGAGCAUUGACCACACCCCCGGAACAAUCUUCCGUAAUGUCAGCUGCUAGAGUUUGUCCUUCCUUCAAGGAUAGGGCUGUCCCUGGUGAUUAUGGAACAGAGUCACAGAUCUAUGGGUUGGCGGAGGCUGGUUGGCCCAUUGGUUGAAAACAGGCCUCCUAGCACUAAUCUCCUGACAUUCCUGAUGUAGGUUCUUGACCCGAAACCUCCACUACCCCACUGCCUCCACAGAUGCUGCGUUCAUUCAGCGCUUUGCUGCAGAUUCUGAAAUCUGUCGUCUCUGGUGUCUGCGGACUAGACCCACUCCUGGAACUGACUGCGGUGAGGGGGCGGGCCAGUGUGACCGGCUCGGCUGGAGUCGGCGUGGAUGUAAAUGGGUUGUAACUACCCUGCAACCUCUACAGGCAGAGAGGAACAAGGAAGGAGAGUCAGCACCAUCCGCUGGACGUGGGGGUGGCGGCCACAUCCCGAACUAUCGGAGGCUAAAAGAAAAACUCAGCCAAUCCAGCACUGGCAAGCCAACAACAAGAGAUUCUGCAGAUGCUGGAGAUCUUGAGCAACGCACACAGGACGCUGGAGGAACUCAGCAGGUCAGGCAGCAUCUAUGGAGAGAAAUAAACAGUCCUCAUUUCAGGCCGAGAGUGUCACUAUUUUCCCCUCCACUCCUCCAUCUGCUUAUCAUCCCUCCUCAUUUAGAUCCACUUUGCUACCUCUUGCUCCACUUCACCCCCUGUCCUCUUUAUACUGACUAUCCCCCCCCCACCCCAGCCCCCGGAAUAUAAAUUUCACGGCAUAUGCCAGUGAUAUUCAACCUGAUUCUGAUUCCCUACCCUCGGCCCGCAAUAUCGACUGUUUAGUCCCCUCCACAGGUGCUGCCUGACUUGCUGAGUCCCUCUGGCAUUCUGAGCGUGCUGGGAAACGCAGACGGUCUGACGCCCGGCUCACUUGUAGAUCUGGAACGCAAUCUGUGGGCUCAGAGUGCAGUGAAGCCGGAGCACUCAGGGUCAAGGACUGGAGUGGAUCUGUGCCUGAAGUCAGGAUAAGUUCAUGUAUUUCCUGUAUCCUUUUAACACACUUUUAAUGACUAUGUAACCUGCUGUUCAAAAAAAUGAAAUAA